UCAUGGCCCCUGAUAUUACGCCAGGAAUAUACCUUUUCAACGCCUUCGGAAUAUUUGCUGAGAGCGCGUCCACUCUUCUGGCUGCUCUUAAAGACCUCGAUGACUACGAGCGCUACUCAGUGUGACACUCCCUGUCUCAUUUUCUGAGACUCUAUUUGUGUCUCUUUUAUAUCUAAUUUCCUAAUCAACAAUGCACUCGUUUAGCCUUUUGGCCGUUACGGCCCUCACAUUCGCUUCGUUCUCGUAUUCUCAGAAAGUUAGCCCCAAUGGACGAUGCGGAGCCCAGUUCGGGUACACCUGCCAGGGCUCGUCGUAUGGAAGCUGUUGUUCUACUAAUAAUUGGUGCGGUGUGACCAAGGACCACUGCGCAGUCACAAAGUGUCAAUCUCAAUAUGGCACUUGUGACAAGGGUGGAAAUACUCUUCCGUCCCCAGUUCCUUCGCCGGCUACCGUGUCAAAGGAUGGAACGUGUGGUGGCUCCAAGGGAUAUACCUGCUCAAGUUCCGCUUUCGGUAACUGUUGUAGUAAGUAUGGAUGGUGUGGAAGCGCAAGCGUACACUGCGGAACUGGCUGCAAAUCCGGCUUCGGGAGCUGUUCAUCAAGCCCAUCUUCUUUGGUUCGAUCAAGCACUCGAUCAAGCUCCUCCCAGCGUCCUUCGACCUCUGCAGGAAGGUCAAGCAGAAUUGUUUCCGCGGACGGGCCCAGUUCGACAUCAACACGCCCCUCGUCCACUCGUAUUUCCUCCCUAGCAGCGCCGUCGUCUACCAUCAAGGUCACAAUAGAUGGACGAUGCGGCACAGGCUUCGGCUUAACAUGUCAAAGUUCGAAUUACGGCGACUGCUGUAGUCAGCACUCUUACUGUGGAAGUACAAGCGCUUAUUGCGGUGAUGGAUGUCAGCAGGGGUUUGGAAAAUGCAAUUUUAAUGCUGCGUCUUUAUCCUCUCGUCCUCUAUCAUCCCCGCUAUCCUCUAGCACUUCUCUGGUUCGCUCGAGUACUUUAGUACAGUCAUCGAAUACGCUAUUACGAUCAUCGAGUAUCUUAGUAUAAUCAUCAAGUACCUUAGUACAGUCCUCGAAUACUCCAUCGCGUCCUUCGACAAGUCUUUCUUUACAGAGC
Messenger RNA from Cucurbitaria berberidis CBS 394.84, 1117 nucleotides. Its product is annotated as carbohydrate-binding module family 18 protein. Bases 191 to 1048 code for a protein of 285 amino acids. Gene Ontology annotation, molecular function: chitin binding. NCBI's taxonomy places the organism in Eukaryota, Fungi, Ascomycota, Dothideomycetes, Pleosporales, Cucurbitariaceae. The record is from RefSeq and is a predicted model, not a curated record. The transcript has 3 exons.